Scheffersomyces amazonensis is the source of this 718-nucleotide messenger RNA. RefSeq lists its product as uncharacterized. Gene Ontology annotation, molecular function: oxidoreductase activity, acting on the CH-OH group of donors, NAD or NADP as acceptor. Lineage: Eukaryota; Fungi; Ascomycota; Pichiomycetes; Serinales; Debaryomycetaceae. The coding region runs from base 301 to 705 and encodes 134 amino acids. The transcript has a single exon. The record is from RefSeq and is a predicted model, not a curated record.
UCCGGAGCAAUUCGGUGAUAUUUUUGGAUGCGUGGGUGUGAAAAAUUAAGUUGUGAAAAUAAACACCGAGCUUAUAGAAAGAACUAUUACUUCCUUCGUAGCCUAGACUUAAUUGAAGUAUAGAUACAUAUAACCCUUCGGUGUUAAAUUUCUUUCAUUAUUUGAUUGGAUUGGGAUUAUAUAGUAUCAUAUGACUGGAAUAGUGGACGAAUUGGGCUAUAAAUACGAUCAGUAAAUUCCUUAUGAAAUUAUAUUCGGUGUACUUUCGAUAUCAAGUAUAACUAACUAAACUUAUCAAACAUGACUCAACAAAUUUAUUUUAUUGCUGGUGCUACUCGUGGUAUUGGUCUUGUAUUGACUAAGAAAUUCGCUGAAGCCAAUUCUUCCAAUUUAAUUAUUGCCUCUGCUAGAAAUUUAGAUAAGUCAGAUGAAUUGAAAGCUUUAGCUGCGAAAUUGUCCAACAUCAAGAUUAUUCAAUUGGAUUUCGCUUCCGAAGAAUCUAUCAAUACUGUUGAUAAACAAUUAGAAGCUUUAGGAAUUAAAGGAAUUGAUACUUUCAUUUCAAAUGCAGGUAUUUUUGAAAACAAGCUUACCCUUUUUGAAACUGAUGGUGCAGACUUGAAAAAGCAUUAUGCAGUCAAUACUGUAGGUCCAGUUUUGAUUUUCCAAAAAGUAUACAAAUAUUUAUUGGAAAGGGAAACCUAGAAGGUUGUCUUUA